CAUAGCUUCUGUGCAGUACUGGGACUGAGCCCAGAGCUUUGAGGGCGCUAGGCAAGCAGUCGUCUAUCCACUGAGCUGCAUCCCUGGUCCUGCUGUGGUUUUGUGUGGCGUGGAAUCCAGGUGGAGAUGUGACUCUGAAAUGACACCCUGCCCAAAAGAUCCAUCUCAAAAAGGCUGGAACACUCUCCUUCCUCCCAUAGACCAUCUGCAGUGACACCUAAGGGUUCCUUCUACUCAUUCUGGGUAGUGGGGUGAGACAGUACAACAGCUCUGCAGUGGAUACCCCUUGUCUGCACUGCAAUCCCAGCCUGCCCCAAGUGGAAUAUCACUUGGAUGAAUUAUAGGUUUUCUGAGGAUUUGGGGGGCUUUGGGUUUGUUUGACGUAGUGAUUGCUGCCCCUUGUAGAAGACUCAGAUUUGGUUUCCAGCACCCGCAUUGGGCAGCUCACAACUGCCUGUAACUCCUGCUCCAGAGGAUCCAGCUCCCUCUUCUGGCCUCCAGAGGCACUUAUACUCAUGUGCACACAUACAGACAAGCAAGUACACACAUACAUAUGAUAAAAAUUUUAAAUUAAAAAUGUUGUCUUUGGUUGGUUAUGUGGAUCAGUUGGUGGAAUGCUUACCUAGUGUGCACCAGUCACCAUGUGAAAGCAGGUACACUCGUGCAUGACUGUAAGCUAGCACUCGAGGUAGAGACGGGAAGAUCAGUGGUUGAAGGUUGUCCUCUUGAGGUCAGCCGGGAUACCUAAGACCCUGUCUCAAAAGUAAAUAAUAUAUGAAUAAAAAGGGUCUUUACUGAUGGUAAGGAAAAAUGAGGCAAGAAGCCUCCAGUCCAGAUGAUUGUGCUAAGUAAAUCAGUUGUCUUGGUUGGAAAGUAAGGAGGUAAUCCGGAAGUGUCCUAUAGACAAUGUAGGGCUGCCAGCAGAGAGCCGGCAGCUUGGAGGAUCCAGCACAGCGCUUCCCCAGUGAGCUCCGUCCAGGAAAGAAGACACAUUUUACCUCCUACGUCACUGCCUUCAUUACAUAAAGCCCUCAGACACAGAGGGCAGAAUCUGGGCACAUCUGUUAGCACGUCCUUUACAGCUCUUAGCAGGUGGGGCUAGAAUAAAUGUGCUUUAUGGAAAUAGAAAAACCAGGAAUAGAACAAGCUAUAGAUAAGAAGUGGAGCAGGACAAGUCACAGAUGAGAAAUGGCUUCUGCUCAAUUCCCAUUUCUGGAGCACAGCACAGCCAAGGGCCUUUGAUUGCUGAUCCUCACCUUUAAGGAAAGUUUAAUUAAGAUGCCUCGUCCUGUUUCAGCAAAGGCCAUUAAAUGCUUAGCAUGAUGACUAUGGAGACAGAUGUGGCUAAGAAAACAUAAGACAAGGGCAGCUGUGGAUUGGUAAGCAGCCUGCUAGGACAGAUGCCACAGCAGGCAAAGUGAAGGUUUAGAGUGGGGAGGGCAUGUGGGGAAGAAAGGUGCUGGGUGGGACAGAGGCUGGUAGAGGGCUGCAGUCUGCAGUGACAGGAGAGCUGGGAGCCUCAGGGUUGGAAGGCGGGUGUUGAGAAGUGCUGAGGAAAAAGUAAGCAGCCUGCAUGUUCCACAUAGGAGGCCUUUCCAUAUUCCAGCAUCUUGGGCUGUCGGAAUCUUAGCUGCACACUGCCCUGUUUCUCCAGCUAAUGAGACCAUGCGUGUGUUUCUGUCAUUACUAUAGGUUUGGAUUUGUACAAGAUAAAUAUUCUGCCUCUGCUUUUAACUUCCCUGCUGAGAAUAAGCCUCAGUAUAUCCAUGUUACAGGAACAGUGUUUCUUCAGCUGCCUUACUCCAAGCGCAAGUUUUCCGGGCAGCAGCGCCGGCGACGGAACUCUACGAGCUCCACCAACCAAAACAUGUUCUGCGAGGAGCGGGUUGGCUACAACUGGGCCUAUAACACCAUGCUGACCAAGACAUGGCGCUCUAGUGCCACGGGGGAUGAGAAGUUCGCCGAUCGGCUGCUGAAGGACUUCACAGACUUCUGCAUCAACCGUGACAACCGUCUGGUUAUGUUCUGGACAAACUGCCUGGAGAAGAUGCAUGCCAGUGCUCCAUGAAGCCAAGCUGCUUGACUUAGGAGGUUGUUGGCAUUCUAGGACUGGCCUUCCAGUUAAGCCCUUGGCAUCAGGCUGCUACUGUCAGUGAGUGCAGCCACUGCUGCUUUUUGGCCUUUGCACAAGUGUGAGUGAGGAGAACACCGGAAGCAGCUGCUGCCACUGCCACCACCCAGAUCUCGCCGUCAUGUGCCCAUGGCAGGGGAGGCACAUAUUGUCCGUGGGAGGGAGUCAGUGUCUGGGAAUGGGGUAGGCAGCUUCCAUUAGGGUCCUUUUCCUUUACCAGCAGUGGGAUAUUCAGAACAGAACCUCCCGAUUCCUGCCUGGGAGCGUGCGUGUAUAACAUAAUCUGUGACAUAGUGUACCAUUGGCUCAUACCAGGUGUACAUAUGUGUACAUAGAAGAAGCAAAUAAAGCCGCCUACACAGUG
Molecule: messenger RNA, 2495 nt
Organism: Arvicola amphibius (Eurasian water vole)
Lineage: Eukaryota; Metazoa; Chordata; Mammalia; Rodentia; Cricetidae
Product: GATOR complex protein DEPDC5-like
Exons: 2
Coding region: 1658-2068 (136 amino acids)
Biological process (GO): cellular response to amino acid starvation; negative regulation of TORC1 signaling; positive regulation of autophagy
Cellular component (GO): GATOR1 complex; lysosomal membrane
Molecular function (GO): GTPase activator activity
Source: RefSeq, a predicted model, not a curated record